This is a messenger RNA of Anguilla anguilla (European eel), 2861 nucleotides long. RefSeq names its product lysine-rich nucleolar protein 1 (gene knop1). The transcript has 5 exons. NCBI's taxonomy places the organism in Eukaryota, Metazoa, Chordata, Actinopteri, Anguilliformes, Anguillidae. The coding region runs from base 107 to 2341 and encodes 744 amino acids. The record is from RefSeq and is a predicted model, not a curated record.
AAUCCGCUCUCUAGUGGACGCUCAUUCAAUUCCUAAGGAAGUUUACUUCAGUUCGUUUCCGGGUUACCAAGAAGUGUGCAGUGUGUGUUCCCACGUGAGUCCGAAAAUGGUUAAGCCAGAAACAUGUAUGGAGGUAACCCAGGAGAAGAAGGCCAAGAAGAAAAGCAAGGGUGUGCCAGAUGAUGGGGGAGAGACUGAAAGUCAAGCAAAGAGCAAAAAGGUGAAGAAGAAGAAGAAUGCUGCAGCUGCUGCUGAUGUCACCAAUGGCGAGGAUGUCAGUGCAGGAGAAGAGGAGGCGAGCAUCAAGGUUAAUAAGAGCAAGAAAAAGAAAACAACAGAGGAGGCCUCAGGUGAGCGGGGCCAGGACUCCACCAGCAUCACAAACGGUAAGAGCAAAAAGAAGACGACUGGGGGAAAGAAGAAGAAGAAGAAGUUGGACGGGGCGGAACCAGAGCCCGUUUCUGAAGUCAUUGUUGGAGAUGGUAAGAAAACUGGAAACAAAGGGGAUGGGCAGAAGGAGCUGUCGAGCGCUGCUGUGAGUGUUUACACUACUGAGAAAAGGGGAGAAGAGGAGGAGGAGAAGAAGAAAAAGAAGAGAAAGAGGAAGACCCCGGAAGCGGACAGCUCCGGGGCUGAAGCAGGUAACGGAGGACGGGAGGGGAAUGUUCCGGAAGAUGUGGGCCGCGUCGAGGUGCAGGAGAAUGGCGCUGAGGGCACUCCAAACAAAAGGAGGAAGAAGACCGCGGUGAAAAAAGACGGCGCGCUCAAUGAAGGGAACGUAGAAGAAACGGGGGGAAAGGCGGACGAGAAGAAAAAGAGAAAGAAGAGCUUGAAGGCGGCCGCUGUGCAAACGAGUGUCAGCGCGGAGGCGAGCGCUGAGGAGACGGGCGCGGGCGAGAGCGAAGGACAACAUUCCAAGAAGGAGAAGAGAAGGAAGGAGAAGAAGGAGAAAGGGAAGGGUGUUGUGGCCAGAGAAGGGGCUGUGGAGGUGGGACCGGAUGCUGACGCCAUUAUGGCCAAUAAGGCUGAGGCAGCGGAGGUUAAGCGAGAGAAAGGAGGGAAGAAAAAUAAAAAGAAGGCACCCAGUGGAGAGGCAGGCGUCAGCCCUGACACUGGUGCCUGCGAUGGACAGAACGAGGAAGCGGCCCAGACGGAGGAGGUGCUGGAAAAAAAGAAGAAAAAGAAGAAGGGAACGGCUCCUGGGGCUAAUGUGGACGCCAGCGGAGAAGAGGCAGGGAAUGGUGUGAAGACUCAGAAAAAGAGAAAAGAGAAAGAGGUGAUCACGGCCGAAGGGGAGAAUGGCACGGAUGUCGAUGUGAAAGGAAAGCAGGACAAAGAGGAGAAAAAGAAGAAGAAGAAGAGGAAGGCCCUGGUGGAGGUUGGGGAGGAGGAGGCUGUGGCCAAAGGUUUGAACAGCCAGGAAAGUGAGGGGGAACCAAAGAAGAAGAAGAAGAAGAAGGAAAAAAAGGCAGAUUUGGUUCACGGUGAGGAGCAGUCUGGAGCAGAGGAAGCCACCGCACCCCUGCGGAAGAAAGAAAAGGAGAGAACAGAGAAAAAGAAAAAGAAGAAGACUGAGGGGCAGGAGGAGUGUGUCCGGGAAGUGGACGGAGAGGCGGAGGAAAAGAAGGGGGCGGCAGAGGAGGGAGAGAGAGCCAUGAGACCUGCUCUAAACGGCGUGAAAGGAAAAAAAAAGAAAAUUAACGCCAACGGGGGGAGCCCGUCGGUGACCAGGGCGGGAGCGGCCGUGGAGAGCGAGACACCACCGAAGAAGAACAAGAGGAAAGGACAGGGGGAAGAGGGGGAGGGAACACGGAAACUGAGGAAGAAGAAAAAAGAGAGCGAGGAAGGGGAACCUGAGGAAGAGAAGAAAGUUACUCGGGUGAAAAGUGACCCCGAGGAGAAAGCGGUUGAAGUGGUGUUCGUCUCUGAGAAAAUGGGCAAUAUGGACGAGGUGACAAUUGACCAGGUGAGGAGACAGGCUCUUCAGAUGGAUAUCGACAAUGAGUCACGUCCCAAAGCCUCAAACGGUUCACUGGGUCUUGGCCAGUGGAGCACCGCCCAGUUUGAGAGUUCCGGCCAACAGCAGAAGUUCCUGCGACUGAUGGGCGGGUUCAAGAAGGGUGGCCAGCCAAUGGGGUCAAGCGAGGGGAAGGCAAACAUGGCACUGGGGAAGGAAGGGCAGGACUUUUUGCAGAGGGGCCUUUUGGCAGAAUUUGAGCGCGCUCAGGACCGGAGGAUGGAUUUCCAAAACAAAGGGGCGGGGCUGGGCUUCUCCCCUCCGUCCAAUAAGAAGUUUUCCAUUGACGCCAACGCUCGCCACUCCGUCCGUUUAGACGACUGAGGCAGCGGAAGUGCAGCUGACGAGCAGGCUAGCCGGCUGGGAGACUCUCGAUAGACACACAGGCUGAUAGGCUGGAGCUGUCCCACUGCCACCACAGCGGAGUGGAGUACAGCUGAAUAAAAUGGCACACAGCCACGGGAAACUGGCCACAGGACCCCCCCCCCCCCCCCCCCACAGCCGAGAAGCAGGGCUUUUAGGGUCAUCUUUCGGCACGUCUGGUGGGAGCACCACCUCAUUUGGCUGCUGCUGGAGGAGUGAGCCCCUGAGAUUGCAGUCUUCCACAUUCACCCAUGAAUGUGUUCAGCGAGCAGCUCCUGCAACCAUGGCAUUUUACCAUAAGGACCAUUCGAGAGGGCAAGCAGUUCAGGAAAUUCAUUGUGGUUGAUUUUUGAGCAGGGUGAACAAUCCUGUUGAAUUUUCCACAAUAUAUUUUUGAUAAUUUAUUGACUUGUGUAUGUAUGUGUGUUGUUGCCCUAAAUGGAGAGGCCCUUGAUAAAUAAAUUCCCUACAAUGUCCCUGA